CUUUCAAUUUCUAGCGUCUGCUGGCAUUCGGGACGAGCUCGAGCAAGCAGAGGGUCGUGUUUAGUACCGCGGACAAACUCAGACAACGAUGGCGAACCAAAAGGCAGUGGAUAAUAUUCUGGAGUGUGUGCGCGAGGCCUAUGACAAGAUGGAUGUAAAUGACGACAACACUGUCACGUUCGGAGAAUUCAAAAAAUUCUGUGAUAAAAUCGACGGCAUGGAGGAAAUAGCGCAAACAUUCGCAACAUAUGACACAUCUGAUGACCAGAGACUGUCCCUGCAAGAGCUGAAUGAUUUUGUCACUGGAAAAGUUCCUAAAGAUAAGAUAGAAGUUUGUCACGUUAGGAAAUUGUUUAAAAGCCGUGACACGAGUGGUGACGGGAAACUGGACAGAGCAGAAUUUCGUGCGUUGUUAGUGGACUGUGGGUACAGCGACACCGUCAUCGAGAACACCAUCGAGGCAGUCGCAGGGGAAGACGGAAUGGUCACUCUGCAGGAAUUCUUGGACAAGUGGGAACACGACGAGUAGUUAUGUCCCUUGUUUGUGACACUCGCCCGUAGUCAGUCUAGCUAUUUCUUUGAUGGGACGUAUUAAGAAUUAUUGCCUUUAGACUGUUUCGCCUCGAAUGCUUUACCGAGGAUCUCCCAAUCGCUGACCAGAGAUAGGUGGUAUGACCUUCAGUCUGGACCAACACCUGUUCCAAAGAUUGCUCCUCUAUCAAUCAAGCUGUUAUUUCUGUACAGAUGUUUGUCUGUUUAAACCCCACUUUGCAACAGCUACACGAAGUUUGCACACUGGACCAGACAAUCCGGUGAUUGGGAUAAGGGUGUUGCAUCUUGUCAAUGGCAAUGACAUAUAUGUACGGGUGGGUCCGCUCCAUCAAUCAUGACGCCAAUGCAAUGAACGUUAGUUCUUUUUUCUUUAAUACUCGACCCUGACCCCCACUUGACCCUCUCGUUGUACAGCGGUCGCCACAGACUGACCGCAGCCGUCGCCAUGUUGGUGCACCGAGAAUAUGCGAGAGCCGACGAGAGUUGGGGGUCAGGGUUUCUCCUCAAUGUGUAGACAUAUAGGAUACAGAUGCUAUGUCAUAUAAUCCAAUAAAAUCACUUUGCUUACUGAAA
This is a messenger RNA of Haliotis rubra (blacklip abalone), 1125 nucleotides long. RefSeq names its product calmodulin-like protein 7. Bases 89 to 529 code for a protein of 146 amino acids. The transcript has 3 exons. NCBI's taxonomy places the organism in Eukaryota, Metazoa, Mollusca, Gastropoda, Lepetellida, Haliotidae. The record is from RefSeq and is a predicted model, not a curated record. Gene Ontology annotation, molecular function: calcium ion binding.